ACGCGUGCCACCCAAUGAAAGCAAGUAAUGAAAGCGAUACUGUAUAACAGUGCUGGUGCACUGCGGCUCAUCGACGAUGUCGAAAUACCUUCCAUCUCGUCGGAACAGAUUUUGGUGAAGGUUGUUGCGUGUGGGGUGAACCGGUUAGACUUGUUGCAGAAGGCUGGCCGUUAUCCCCCACCUCAAGGAGAAAGCACCAUAUUAGGAGUCGAAGUGUCGGGGUAUGUACAUGAUAUUGGUGACAAAGCUGCGGCAGCCAGUGGUCUAAAAGUAGGAGAUGGCGUAUGUGCAUUGGUUGGUGGAGGAGGAUAUGCUGGUUAUUGCGUAGUUCCGUGGGAGACCACUGUUCUUAUACCCAAUGGCAUAUCUGUUCUCGAUGCUGCUGGGAUUCCUGAAGCAUAUUUAACAGCUUAUUCUGCUCUAAUGUGGAGUGCACGAAUGAGACAAGGAGAAUCAGUAAUGAUUCAUGCAGGCGCUAGUGGCGUGGGUACGGCUGCAGCUCUCAUUGCAAAGGCAACUGGUAGCAGCCAAAUAUUUGUAACAUCUGGCUCUGAUGCCAAGCUGGAGGCCUGCUCGAAGCUUGUUAAUGGUGAUAUACACUGUAUUAACUACAAAGUAAAGAACUUUGCAGAUGAAGUCCUUAAAGCUACAAAUGGAAGAGGUGUGGAUAUCAUAGUAGACUUCGUUGGGGCAUCCUACUGGGAGAAAAAUCUUCGUUCUAUUGCCCUUGAUGGCCGAAUAGUACUCCUGGGUCUGUUAGGAGGUGCAGUCACAGAAUGUGGGUUUGAUAUGGGAACAAUCUUGAGGAAACGCGUCAGUCUAGUCGCUAGUACACUAAGAAGUCGAUCACUUUCAUACAAGGCAGAACUAUGCAGAGAGUUUAAAGAGAAAGCGUUUCCUCUCUUUACGAGUGGCAUCUUGAAACCAGUUAUUGACAAAGUGUAUGUGAUUGAGGAAGUUGAAGCAGCACAUGAACGAAUGGGAAGCAACCAGAAUGUAGGUAAAAUUUUAUUAACACUGUAA
Molecule: messenger RNA, 1023 nt
Organism: Corticium candelabrum
Lineage: Eukaryota; Metazoa; Porifera; Homoscleromorpha; Homosclerophorida; Plakinidae
Product: quinone oxidoreductase PIG3-like
Exons: 10
Coding region: 28-1023 (331 amino acids)
Molecular function (GO): NADPH binding; quinone reductase (NADPH) activity; quinone binding
Source: RefSeq, a predicted model, not a curated record